CCAUCCAAGUUGGCCUCCGCCCUCCCAUGAAGGUUGCAUAAACUGCUUCCGGUUUCUCUUCACCGAAUAACCAAAUUGCUAAGGAAAAAAAAAAAAAAAAAAAAUAGAAAGAAAAGGGAAAAGCUGCAUCGCCGCCGCUUCGAUUUCAGCUAUAUAAAUCCGCCAGGAAAGGAGAAGAAAAAAAGUAACUCCACUUACACGGAAAAUGCCUCCCAAUCCCCCUAAAUCAUCCCCCGCCUCCCAUCGUAUAACCCACCCCGCCACCGUGCCCGAGUUUUUUAAGCGCCAGAUUCAAUCACGCGCUACCGCUGUUCCUGACGCGGUGGCGCGUUACCACAACCACGCUGUUUCCAUUAACCAGUGCUGCUCCGCCGUCGUUCAAGAGAUCGAUGCCCCGGUCUCCACCGUGUGGUCCGUCGUCCGCCGCUUCGACAACCCGCAAGCGUACAAGCACUUCGUCAAGAGCUGUGACGUCAUCGUCGGUGACGGAAACGUUGGCAGCCUCCGUGAAGUUCGCGUCAUUUCCGGCCUUCCGGCAGCCAACAGCACCGAGCGGCUGGAGAUUCUCGACGACGAACGUCAUAUUAUUAGCUUCAGUGUCGUCGGCGGCGAACACCGACUCGCUAACUACCGGUCUGUCACCACCCUCCACCCAACCGGCGACGGCACCGUCGUGGUGGAAUCGUACGUCGUCGACAUUCCCCCCGGAAACACCGAGGAGGACACGUGCGUGUUCGUCGACACCAUCGUCCGAUGCAACCUUCAGUCACUGACUCAGAUCGCCGAGAACCUGAACCGCCGGAGCCGAGCGGCGCCGCCGUGAGGUUUUUUUAAUCGUUUGCUUUUCUUCUUCUUCUUCUUCUUUUUUUUUUUUUGGAUAGCUGUUAGAAUCUGUGAAGUCGUUUUGUUUGACGAUGAUUUUAAAAUGAAUGUUGAGUUUUAUAUUAUAUUGUAUCAUCAAGUAAUUACAUUACAUGUAUUAUCGAUCCAUUUUUUUUCCUCCUUUUUAA
Molecule: messenger RNA, 1010 nt
Organism: Cucumis melo (muskmelon)
Lineage: Eukaryota; Viridiplantae; Streptophyta; Magnoliopsida; Cucurbitales; Cucurbitaceae
Product: abscisic acid receptor PYL4
Exons: 1
Coding region: 206-823 (205 amino acids)
Biological process (GO): abscisic acid-activated signaling pathway
Cellular component (GO): nucleus; cytoplasm
Molecular function (GO): protein phosphatase inhibitor activity; signaling receptor activity; abscisic acid binding
Source: RefSeq, a predicted model, not a curated record